This is a messenger RNA of Penicillium brevicompactum, 612 nucleotides long. RefSeq names its product dynactin subunit 5. Bases 1 to 612 code for a protein of 203 amino acids. The record is from RefSeq and is a predicted model, not a curated record. NCBI's taxonomy places the organism in Eukaryota, Fungi, Ascomycota, Eurotiomycetes, Eurotiales, Aspergillaceae. The transcript has 2 exons.
AUGCCUCCACCCAAAGCUGCAAAAAGCGAAUACAUUGAAACAGACACAGGCAACAAAAUCUCCCGAAGAUCCCAAAUCCACGGCACACAACACAUCAUCCUAGGCGGCAAAACAGUAAUCCAAGCCGAAGCCGUAAUUCGCGGCGACCUCUUCCGCAACCCAUCAACAACCCCGGACCCCAACAACCCCAGCACACCCACCCAAUCCUCCAACGCGCCCAGUGUCGCCAUAAACGUCGGGCGCUACAGCUACAUAUCCAAAAAUGCAAUUUUGAGACCACCUAGUCGCCUCCAUCGCGGUACGCACUCGUUCUACCCGCUCAAGAUCGGUGACCAUGUGUUUGUUGGCGAGGGUGCUGUUAUUGAGGCUGCGCAGCUGGGGAACCAUGUUCAUGUUGGGAAGGGGGCUGCUGUUGGUAGUAUGGCUAUUAUUAAGGACUAUGCUUAUGUGCUGGAUGGUGCGGUUGUACCGCCUGGAAUGGUGGUGCCGAGUUGGUGUGUUGUUGGUGGGAGGCCGGCGAGGAUUGUCGGGGAGGUUGGGGAGGGGUAUGGUGUAGAAGGGGCUGAUGGGGGUUUGGCUAGGGAGAGGUAUAGGCUUGUUGGUAAGCCUUAA